Messenger RNA from Cololabis saira (Pacific saury), 3134 nucleotides. RefSeq lists its product as uncharacterized. The transcript is spliced from 8 exons. Lineage: Eukaryota; Metazoa; Chordata; Actinopteri; Beloniformes; Belonidae. The coding region runs from base 53 to 2359 and encodes 768 amino acids. The record is from RefSeq and is a predicted model, not a curated record.
UUUCCCGGACCUUUCUGUUCCUGCACCGUCGAAGUUCCUCUGAAACCGGGCCAUGUACCGCCCGGACCGACCCCCCCGCGGUCCCCGGCCGCGGUUCGGCCCCCCGCCGCCCCGCGGCCCCGGCCUCGGUCCCGGACCCAGACCCGGCCCCGGAGCGCCGUACCCGGGGAGCCACUACAGCCCCCGCGGAUUCAUCAGACCCCACUGUAGCAACUUCUCCAUAGACCGUAGUACAGUGAUUGCUUUGGGAGGCAGCCAGCAGAUUGUCCCUCCUGCAGGGUCACCUCACCUGCAGGUCCCACAGUGGACCCCCUCUUCUGUGGACCGGCGCCACCCAGACAACAGUGACCGAGCUGGCGAGGAGUUCCUGAGAUGCAUCGCAGCCAACAAGCCCCUCCCGGAUUAUCUCAAGGGCAACAUGGCGUACAACCUGGUCGAUGCAUAUAAGUCUGCAAGUGAGCUCAAAGACGCGGUGAAAUCAGACCCACAGCUGCAGAAGCACCUGGUCAGACGCAAGAGCCGCAGUCGAAGCCGGAGUUGCGGUCGGGCUCGAGCCAAGAGUCGUGCCAGAAGCAAAAGCCGAGCACGCAGCCGAAGCAGAGAAAGGAGCAAAAGUCGUGGUCGUGGCAAGAGUCGGGCCAAAAGCAGAACCAGGGCUCACAGUAGGAGCAGCAGUCGAAGCCAGAGCAGAGACAGGAAGAGCCGGGCUCGGAGCAAGAGCCGGGCUCGGAGCAAGAGCCGGGCUCGGAGCAAGAGCCGGGCUCGGAGCAAGAGCCGGGCUCGGAGCAAGAGCCGGGCUCGGAGCAAGAGCCGGGUCAGGAGAUCCGAGUCAGGAAGCAGCAGUGGCGAGAGGAGCCACGGUAAGGACAGGAAGAGGAAGAGGAGCCCUGAACACGGCGGCAUGAGUGGCAGUAGUCUGUUAGAGGGACUGAAGAUGGUGAUCAGCAGCAAAGACCUGGAAGGCCGCUUACCUGCUCUCAAGGACGCCAUCCUGACUAUCCAGGCCUCAGAUGAAAGCAGAGUUGUGGAGACCAGCUCUGAUGGGGAAACUCACCAGCGGCACGGCGGCCAGGACGUUUCCAUGUCGCUGGAGAAUGACAGCAUGCUGCUUCCUCACGAGAGGGUGGGAAGCGACUUCUCCUGGCUCCAAGAGAUGAGCCAGGAGGACAUCUUGGCACAGAAAGCCAAUGAGCUGGAGGAUGAGGAGUCCUUCUUGUAUGGGACAGAAAUGGUUUCCCAGGUUGCAGAGUAUGGCAAAAAGCAGCAAGCGGGCAUUCAACAAAACCCGUCCCUGUUUGCCGGCUUUGAUCCCAAACAGGCUCUCACAGCUUCAGCUGCACUGGCCUCCUUGGGCUUCGACAGCCUGCAGUGUGAGAAACUCAAGAGCAUGUUGAGUAGCCUGGACGCUUCGCCAGAUGCAGGAAAGCACACGGCGAGGACGGCGGGGCAGCAGGAGGGUGGCGAGCCUGCCGCAUGUGUCAGCUCUGUCACGGCGGUGGCAUCGCUAAGCAACCCCAACGUGAGGAAAGCUCUGGAGUCCCUGCAGUCUCUCAUCAAAGCGACAAAGGAGAAACGGACGAAAAGUGAUGGACUGCCUCUAAUGUCCUCCGACAAACAGAAGGCAGGUGAUGCCGAAGAAAGGAAAAGAGAGAAACAUAACAAAAUAAAUCAAAUGCAGUCCCUGGCGAAAGAGUUGGACGAGUUAUUAAAGCAGGAUGGACUGUCCUUCAUGUCGGCAGUCAUGGGAUUCUACUGUCAGAAGUGUGAGGAGUUCAUUGCUGACUUGAACUCUGUAGAAAACCACGCAGCCAUCCACGUCCGCAGUAACUCCAACAGUAAAGAGCAGCUGGAGCACGCUAAAGAUGGUAAAGGACACCUGCAGCUCCACAGCACCAGCAGGAACCAGCCUCAGUCCUCUCAGUCCUCUCAUUCCUCCGGGAGGAGAGAAAGUUCUCACAGCAACUGCAGAGAAUUCCAACAGAGCUGGACGAACGAGAAAAAUCACCAAAACACGCAACGCGACGACGGCCUCGGAGUCCGCAGGGACCGGCAGGGAAACAUCUGCCUGAAAGACGAGAUGAAGAAGGAGACAAUGCUCAUAACCGUGUCCCGAGGACUCUUUGCUCCUCCAACCAUCAGGGUGAAGGAGGAGGUGAAGGAGGACUACGGCAAGGUCGGAGGAGGAGACGUGGACGGCAAGAACAAAUCCUCGAAGAGCAGCAGAGAUGCCAAGACAGAAGAAGAUGACAGCAGUGACAGCAGCGAUGACGACAAAUCACCAAAAUCAAAACAUCAGAAGAAGAGGAAGAAGAAGGAGAAAAAGAAGAAGAAGGAGAAAAAGAAGAAGAAAGAAAAGUGAGAUGAGUCUUGAGUGGUGUCAGUUUCCACAGGACCGUGUUGGCGCCCCGGAUUGUCAUCUUUUAGACCUUAGUUUUAUCGUUAUUCUCCAGUUUUGUUGUGUUGCUCGUGUGGUCAGCAGCUGCAGCUCGGCUUCAGAAAGUCCCCGUCAUGACAUCACAUCCACUUCUAGUCGCUCACACGCAGACAUGACUUCUAAACAUAGUCAAGACUUGAAUAUUUGGAGGUAAAUUUCCACCGGUGACCGAGCUGCUUUCAGUCUCUGAACCUGAAUUUCGUCCCGGACGGGUCUCGGACGGGUCCCGGACGAGUCCCGGACGAUACCCGGACGAUACCCGGACGAGUCCCCGACGGGUCCCCGACGGGUCCCGGACGGGUCCCGGACGGGUCCCGGACGGGUCCCGGACGGGUCCCGGACGGGUCCCGGAACUGCUCGCGUGGAGACGGAAGUGAUGCAAAUGAUCUCGUCUCGCUUUUGGUAAGUAGGCCGACUGGUGCGCUUUCACGCGGGAACACGAUGCUGUCCGACACGCCUGACGCGCGCCUUCCUCGUUUCUUCUGCUGGUUGGUAGGAAAGACGCAGGGACUUCUCUUUGUUUACAUCACCACCUGCAUAUAUCGUGUUUUUCCAGGACCAACAGCAUCGUAGAGUUAGAAGUGUUUCUAUGUUUGAUUUCUUCUUCCUUGUCUCCGUUUGACCUGAAGUGCACGGACUCUACCCUGUGAUGACGCUGUUGAUCAAGAUGCAGAAAUGUGUACAUUUGAAUAAAAUGUGU